This is a messenger RNA of Nilaparvata lugens (brown planthopper), 6543 nucleotides long. Its product is annotated as actin cytoskeleton-regulatory complex protein pan1. Gene Ontology annotation, molecular function: RNA polymerase II complex binding. Gene Ontology annotation, biological process: mRNA 3'-end processing. The record is from RefSeq and is a predicted model, not a curated record. The transcript has 11 exons. The coding region runs from base 1459 to 4902 and encodes 1147 amino acids. Gene Ontology annotation, cellular component: RNA polymerase II, holoenzyme. NCBI's taxonomy places the organism in Eukaryota, Metazoa, Arthropoda, Insecta, Hemiptera, Delphacidae.
ACAGUGAAUCAACAAGCCACGAGUAAACAGGAGAAACGGCCGGAGAGUCUCCGUUCGUAGGCCUGUUGCAGUUUCAGUUGGCCUACAGCCGCCGUGGAGAAAGGUUCGAGACAGGAGCCAGUUCCAGUUUACCUUUCGGUUUCGUGAUCAACCACAUCAGCUGUUGAACGUACAUGGGGUUCAGUUUCGGUUUUCGUCGAUGUUGUGUGGUCUAGUGUGUAAAGUGGGGCUAAAAAUGUAGUUUCAGUUUGGAAGCUCGUUGCACGUGUGUGUUCAAGUGUGAAAACUCUGCUGAUGUUUUAGUUUCAAACUAGACAUUGUAACAAUUUUAGUUUCCGUUUUACGUCGUAUGCUGUAGAAAGCAUAUUUUUAGUUUUUACAGUUCAGUUUUUGUUGCAAGUUGUGAAUUCUACUACAAAAACUGCUGCUUUUCCAAGAAACUCAAACUGUUCUAGUUUUAAACUGUAACAACUCUGUUACGUUUCACGUUGAAUGCGAAAAGUGUGAUAACAAAGGACCCAUUUUCAGUGCUCGUUUCCAGUUCUAAAUUUGUUGAGAACGUAGACAUUUUCAUUUUUGGUUCAGUUUCGGUUGCAUGCCGCCUGUUCCAGUGCAAUAACAGCUGGUGACCGAAUAGCAACGUUCCCGGAAAUUUCGAUGAUGAAUCAGUCAAAACUGUUCUGUGUAGGCUACGAGUGAGAGCUAACCAACCUAUCGUGAAUGUCGACUGAACAGUGGGCAAUAUUCGGAUUGUGUGAACAUUUUAUUAGUUUCCCAAAAUUUUUAAAAUACGGCGAAAAUUUGACCAUGUGUGUUGUGCUGAGUGGAAAUUGGGCACAUUAUUUUAUGGAAUAUUGAUUUCAAGUUAGUUAGUUGAACCCUAUAGAGUAUAAUUUCAAACGUGAUUGAAAAUUCGUAACAGCUAAAAAGUAGACUAUAUACUUUUUAUGAACAACCUAGCAUUGACAUUGAAUUGCGUGAUAUGGUGAAACGUUUUUUAACACCCAACAAUCAUUAUUGUGAAUUAUUAUAAACUGAGUGCUUGACUAAUGUUGGCAGAAUUUCAGAUUCAAAUACAAUUACACUUACACAUCUCCAAUAUAUGCAGUUCAUUGACAAAAAUAUACUAUUUAUUACAAUAGUGAGAUUCUAUAAAGUUCGAAAAAUAGUUCAGUAACAUUUUAGUUUCUUUUAUUUUUGUUUGAAAGUGAAGCUUAGAAUUUAAGUGAGAAGCAUCACAGACAAGUAAUUAUUUCUCUUUUGGUCGUGAACCUUUGGGAAAAAAGAGUGACUGAUUACCCUAUUCAACCUUAAUAUUGUUCUUCGAUUUCUAUCUAUACCCUAAAGUGAUUCAGUGUUUAAAGCUGUCACGUGUUCGUCUUCGAGAAUAUAUUCUCACGUUCUCCCAGCUGUAAUAGAUUUCGUUUUUGACCAAUCAGAGUCCAUUAAUGUUGCACCAUGACCGAUUUCUCAGAGCAACGCAGCUGCAUAAAACUGUGCUUUGAGCUGGGAAAGUCAGCCACGGAAACAUUGGGUGUACUGCGAUCGAUUUACGGCGAAAACGCGCUCUGUCGCUCCAAAACGUUCCACUGGUACUCGAGGUUUCGAGAUGGCCAGAUACCCACUGGGAAACCUGUUGCUUCUAAAGAUUCCACACCUUCUGACAAUGCCACAUUGAAACCUAAUGCGAGAAAACGGAGGAAAAACUCCUUGGAAAACCCGGAGGCACCCCACAACAUCCAUUUUGAAGCGAUCGAAGCUCAGCUGAACUAUGUGAAAAUGUUGAUGAGACUGGGGAAAUCCCCUUCGGAGACCUACACAUGUAUGCAGGCACUGUUUGGUCCCAACUCUAUCAGUCGAAUAGAUCUGCUGCAGUUGUUCCUGAAGUUGGAGGCUGAGGACAAGUUAGCCAACACAAUUCUACCUCCAAUCAUCAAACCUCCCACGAAAAGACAACGGACCUCUCUACCUGCAACUCAAACAGUUCGUGAAUCGGAAACAAAACCAGCGACAAAACGUCUCUCUCAAUCCAGAGUGGAUCUGAUGACUGGAGGGAGUUUCUGGCAGGCCCCUUACAAUGACGAGAAGGAAAAUACGAGUUUGACUGAGAAUCAGGUGUGUUUCAUGGAUCAUUUCAUGUUGUCGGGGGACUCGAAUAGGGACAGUUUCAAAAUAAUGCUGCCGAAAAAUGGUGGAGACGGUUAUCAGGAUGAUGUCUACGUUAACGGAGUUGACAGAUUUGUGCCUUUGCCGGUACCUGUUGAAAACUUGAACAGGAUGCAUGUGAUGGACGGUGACUGUUCGAAAGCGGAUAUCGUGGCCGAGAAAGCGCCGCAGCUGCAGCUGGAUUCACCAGCUGCCGAGGCUGCAGCCAACGGCCACGAUGCAGUCGUCGAGCAAGUCGUCAAACCGUCACUCAAAGAGGUCGUGACAAUGAAAGAGCCACCUCAACUAAAAGACACCGACCCUGCAACCGGGGAAGUCGCAGAGAGUGAAAAUGACACUUCGAAAAGUAAUGGUGAGGCUUUAGAGGAGGAUAAAGGACCUGUAGUGAACGGUAGUGACUCCGCGUUAGUGACAAGUGACGAAAAACCGGCGGAAAAUAGUAGUGAUAGUGACGCAAUACUAGUGAACGGUGAUAGUAACGUUGCGGAUGACGAAAACGGGGUUGAAAAAAUGGUUGUCGACGAAGAGAAAGAAGAACCAAAGCUUGAGAAUGGAGUUGGUGACGCACCGAUGUCAACUGAGGAGGAGGUUGUUAAAAUGGUGGAGGACAGUGCGGUGAAGAAGGAGGAAGAGGAGGAAGAGUGUGUAGAAAAGGAGGAGGAUGUAGUAGAGAAGGAUGUGGCGGAGGAGGUGAAGAAAGUAGUGGCGAAAGAGGAGGAGGAGAAGAAGGAGGAAGAGGAACAGACUAGUGAGGCGUCGUCGAAGAAGGAGGAGACAAGGGCAGAGGAGAGAGGAGGAACAGCUGUGAGUGAGGAGGACGAGGAAAGGACAAACGUCACCAGUAGUCAGAGUCGGAAAAGACGGCUUGCUGACACGAAUGGGGAAGCGGAGAAUUGUGAUAACGAAGCUGAGGGUGAAGCAGAAAUGGAAGGCGAAGCAGAGGGAGAAGGAGAAGUGGAAGGAGAGGGAAGCAGUAGUGAUAGCGAAUCGGGGACCAAGAGACAGCGGGUGGAGGUGGAAGGGGAAGAUGAAAGAGAAAGACUAGUGCGAGAGUACGUGGAGCGAUGCACGCAGAGCGUAGAGGAGAUGAGUCGUAACGCGGACAAGCUGCAACGCGAGAUCGGUGCACUAGGUGAAUUGGCGCGCGCCAAGGAGCUCGAAUGGAACUCCAUUCUGCGCCUGCGCAAACUCAAGGAGGAAAUGCUGGAGCGGCUGUUGCGACGCAGACGGCAGACCAUGAUGUUGGCCGACAAUGGACUCGCUCACGACUGGGCCACUGACUUCAAUAAGUCCAAAGUGAGUGAGACGACAAAAGCUAAUUCUAACAACCACCUGAUGAUGGUCCCCAUUGUCUCAUCGAGCCCCGGCAACAACAACACUAGCCUAGGGAGCACCGGUUCAGGGGGCGCCAUGUCACGUGCGGCCGCCGCCAUCUUGUCGCAGUCGCCCGACACAACUCGCCUCGCUCGCCUGCAGCAGCGGCCCAUCCUGCCCAAGCCUGCGUCGGCUGCGGCUGCAGCUGCGGCAGCUGCGGCGCAUCUCAUCGACCAGCAGAACACGGUGAUCGGCGAGGGACGCCAGGGGCCCAUUCUCGAUGUCAAGUCCAUCAUUGCCGACUAUAGUGGGUACAGGUCGAGACACCCGGCAGACAACGUGCCUCGCCGGGGGCGGCGCAUGAAGCCCGGGGCAGUUGGUGUGGGGGCAGUGGGGUCAGUGACCUCUACCCACCGCAUUACCGGCAGUCCAGCCCUCAUGAGUAUGGCCAAUAUGGCCCUCUGCUCCGGCGCACAUAUACGCAACAACGCGCAGGAUUGCGGCACUGGCCAAGAAAACUCGCGGCCCUCGAGUACCGACUCGACCCGCAGUGCUAACAUGCAGUCUGAGAGCACCGCCUCCAACACCACCACCCUUCCCGCCCCCGGCCUCAACUUCAAAGACGUGCUAGUCCAGUUCGCCAAGAUGAGCCAACCGCCCGCCGCUGUGACGUCACUGCUCCCCAGCCACCACCCCUCCAAGACCCACCCCCAUCCGCCGCCUCCCUACCCCGAGGUCACUCUCCAUCCGGUUCCCGCCCCCCAGUCUCACAACUCUCCCUCGCCGCCUACCUCCACCUCGCACACUUCUUCGCUGCUGCAUGGCAUCCUCACCAAGUCGGCCACUAACCCGGCUCACAACCAGGGUGCGGGCAGUGCUUCCUCCACCACUACUUCCUCGGCGAGUCAUCGUCCGACCACCUUCUCACCCACCCUGGCUCGCCUCCUGACCGCCCCCGAGCGGGAGAGGGGUGGAGGUGGGGGCAGUGUUGCCACCUCCCAUCAUAUGUCCGCCUCCGCUGUCAACGCUAGUCAUUUCCGGCCCCCCGUCAGUCGGGUCUCAAUCAGUGAUCUGCUCACUACUUCCAAGAAAACAAGAAAUGAAAUUACCAUUACUCCAGUAUCUGCACAUUCUUCACAUCCUAAAUCCAAAGAUGGUGUGGUUCUUCUUGAGGACGACCCUGAGGAAACAGACAGCACCGAUCGACUGGUCAUCGACGAGAGUGCUGGGGGGGUCGACCAGAAGGAGGGCGCCGAAGGAGAGGGAGGUGGCGAGGGAGAGGGUGAGUCAGUGCCCGAAUGCCAGGGCUGCCAACAGCGCGCUGCGCAGUUUGUGUGCGCAGGCUGCGGCAACCAGUGGUACUGCAGUCGCGAGUGUCAGGUGACAGCCUGGGAAGAGCAUUCGGAGAUGUGUUCUGGUUGAAUAAGUUACUAAAACCCAAGAAUCAGGUGCCAAAAGAUCUCAAUGAUAAGAGGCUUCCAAAGCUUCAUCAAUGAAAACGACCGAUAAAGGCAGUUAGAAAUCCUAGAUAAGCCUUCAACAAGUUUAAUCAUUUGUUACCACCCUCGUUUCCUACCGGACUUGUAAUUUGUAAUUGUGCUUUAUAGAAUACAAGUUGUGAAUUUAAUUUUAGAAAUAUUGGGCAAACUUCGUGUUUCAAUAAAAAAUGUAUAAUAAUUUUCGAAUAAUUACUGAAAUUUGGAGAUAGUAAUAGAUAUUUUGUUAUUAUAAGUGUUUGUAGUAUCUUGGGAAAUCUGCAUAUUGUAGAACUACCAUCUUUCAACGAAAUGCAAUGCAGUGAAAAUCUAUUUUCACUUUGAAAAGUUGAUAUUCAUUAUUUUUCAUUGUUUGCGAGAAUAUUUUCUCAAGUGUUUCUUCCAUCGUUGUAUUUUCUUGUUGUAUUUAUAUUCUCCAUUUUUAUACGUCUCAAAUAGGAGAGGUGUUGCUCUACAAUAACUGUAUUUGAUGUACCUAUCUAAGAAGAAGAUUAUAUACUUUGAAUAUAUUAGCCCAUUUACCUCCAAGUAUCCUCAAAUUCAAUAAAAUUGUAUUCAAAAAGCUAUUAUCAGUUUGUUUAGGUACACUUGGUAGAUAAUUAUGAUAUGCUUCAUUAUUUCAUAACUGUUAAAGAAGAAUAAACUCUCUCAUUUUAUUAUCUACAUGGUUAUCAAAUGAAUGAAUGAUUCCUACAAGGUGUGGAAUUAAACAUAUUUUCAUGGACCAAUAUAUUAUUGUAAGCAUCCUCUUAUGAGUCCAUUUAGAUGUCUUGGGGAACCGAACUAGACAAAAUUUCAUUUUUUCCUACUAGAUUCACUUUUACUUGUUGAUCUAGGCUACUUUUUAUAUCAGCCUUAUCGUAUUGAAUUUUCUUUGUUUUGGACGUGUUCUUUUUGUAAUUUUUUUUAGAAGAAUGAUGCUUUGAUCCUUUUGAUAUUUUACUAUUCUAAGCAUUAUGUAUAUUAAGAACAUGACGAUUCAAUAUGAGUAGCCUAUAUGAGAACAUUUGAAAAAUUGUGAUUCAUCAUUAUAUUAAGUGUGAAACUUAAUAAAUAAAUCCUAAUUCAAUUACUGAGAUGCUUGACCAUAGAUGAAGAGGUCACUGACCCUUAAACCAGCAAUUACAAAUUUAAAAUUGGAAUUUUGAUAUUAAAUUAUAGUCAGAGAUAUUAUUUUUCAAUAAUUCAGUUCAAAGGAUUAUGAUAUAAUUUAAUAUUUAUGUGAAUGUGCCGCGAUUUAUUAUUGAUUUAUUAAGGAGGCAUACUCCUUUUUGCAUUUUGACUUCAAGAGAACUGUCCAUUCUUUCAGAAUAUUAGUUCCAAAUAAUUUUUACAUCUUAUCGUUCUUUACAAAUGUAUGCAAUUGAUGAAUGUAUUGAAGUUUGCCCACCCUUACUCUCUAAGUGUCCUCAGACUACAGAAUACAGUCCACUAUUCUACCAGAAAGAUUGAUAGUAUUCCAGAAUGUAUGAUUAUUUCGAUUUGUUUAGAUUAUGCUAUAAUUUUAUUUUAUCGGAUAGCGAUAGAGUAAUAUAGUGUUCUGUAAUUUAUUAUUACCACCUUACUU